Chaetura pelagica (chimney swift) is the source of this 963-nucleotide messenger RNA. RefSeq names its product solute carrier family 25 (mitochondrial carrier; ornithine transporter) member 15 (gene SLC25A15). The transcript is spliced from 6 exons. Bases 58 to 963 code for a protein of 301 amino acids. Gene Ontology annotation, molecular function: L-ornithine transmembrane transporter activity. Gene Ontology annotation, biological process: mitochondrial L-ornithine transmembrane transport. Lineage: Eukaryota; Metazoa; Chordata; Aves; Apodiformes; Apodidae. The record is from RefSeq and is a predicted model, not a curated record.
CACUUGCCAGGAAAAGGGAGACCUCACUCUGACAUAACUGGUAAACAAGUGUGAAGCAUGAGGAUCAACUCUGCUGUUCAGGCUGCUAUUGACCUCACAGCAGGAGCUGCAGGUGGGACAGCAUGUGUGGUGACUGGUCAGCCCUUUGACACUGCGAAGGUGAAGAUGCAGACGUUCCCAGAUAUGUACAAAGGACUCAUUGACUGUUUUGUGAAAACCUAUAAGCAAGUGGGGUUUCGAGGCUUCUACAAAGGAACCACACCAGCACUUGUAGCCAACAUCGCCGAGAACUCCGUUCUGUUCAUGUGCUAUGGGUUUUGCCAACAAAUCGUGAGAAAAAUUGUUGGAGUAGACAGGAAAACAAAGCUCAGUGAUCUGCAGAAUGCUGCUGCAGGCUCCUUCGCCUCCGCCUUUGCCACCCUGGUCCUCUGCCCAACAGAGCUGGUGAAGUGCCGACUGCAGGCCAUGCAUGAAAUGCAGUUGUCAGGAAAGAUAAUCCAGGGGCACAAUACAGUUUGGUCAGUAGUGAAGGGUGUUAUUCAAAAGGAUGGUCCCCUUGGAUUUUACCGUGGCCUAUCAAGCACUUUGCUGAGAGAAGUCCCAGGCUAUUUCUUCUUCUUUGGAGGGUAUGAACUGAGCCGGACGUUCUUUGCCUCUGGGAGAUCAAAAGAAGAAUUAGGUCCCAUUCCCUUGCUACUAAGUGGAGGCUUUGGAGGCAGCUGUUUGUGGAUUGCUGUGUAUCCUGUGGACUGUGUCAAAUCUAGAAUUCAAGUUCUUUCAAUGGCUGGAAAACAGACAGGCUUUAUGGGAACGUUUGCAACUGUUGUGAGAACUGAAGGUGUACUUGCCUUGUAUUCUGGACUAAAGCCAACCAUGAUCCGUGCUUUCCUGGCCAACGGGGCACUGUUCCUUGCCUAUGAGUACAGCCGGAAACUUAUGAUGAAACAAAUAGAUUCUUACUGA